AUGCCCGUCCAGUCGACUUUGCCAGACGUGUAUGCGACGUCAUCACACGACAUUAUGUUUCCGAACAUCAACGCAGCAACAGGACCAAAGGAAGCCUCAUCACGACAAAUUGCAGACGGCAUCAUCGAACUUGAAGCAAAAGGAAACACGAACACAACAGGUACACUACGCUUCCAGUGCAGUACCUUCGAUCGAACAACAACAAGACAACAGAGCGUCGGAAACGAAAUAGUGGCCUCAACCAGCUCCUAUGACCCUACGCCGACAUCACCAUCUACAUCUGUUCUUCUGAUGUGCGCUGAAGUAGAAGUCUUCAAUCCAAACACUCCAGAGCAAGUCGUCAAGACGACUGCCUUUCUCGAUAGUGGAUCCAGCAGAAGUUACAUCACUACGGACCUAGCAAAUAGACUUGCGCUUCCAACCGAGGAGACUGAAGAAAUCUCCAUGUUCACAUUCGGAACAGAGAAACCAGUACCUCUUUCUGCGACUCAUCACGCCAUAGGACUUCAAACACACAAAGGACCUGAGAUUCUCUACGUGAAAGCCAUUCAACACUUGACGAACGAUCUAAAAAUGGUCACAUUAAGAGAGGACAUCGGAACAGUGACCACCUUCACUACUGAGUCAAGAAAGCCAUCUAUACUCAUCGGUGCGGACUAUUUUUGGAACAUCAUCCUUUCCGACGAUUUCUACGUGAAAACCUUACCAUCUGGCUAUCAAAUAGUACACUCAUCUAUUGGCGAUAUUGUCACGGGAAAGCCAUUGCGAACAGAAGAAGCUGCAAAUUACUGCUACAACUCCACUACUGAUGAGCUCGAGAAGUUGGACAAACUUUUACAGCGUUUCUUCGAUCUCGAAUCACAGGGAAUAGUGGACACCGAUAUGACAGCUGAUGACGAAAUGUGCAUGAGGAAAUUCAAUGAAACAAUCUCCUACGAUAUAGACGAAAACUCCAAAAUUCUCGGUAUCUCAUGGAACGUCAGGUCUGAUCAGUUCACCAUCAAACUUCCAACUCUACCAGAUCCUGACAUCACAUGGACGAAACGACAAGUACUCAAAAUUGUUGCCAAGACAUACGACCCACUAGUCUCUGUGGAAGGAGAGGCUAGGAUGGGACGAAGCUCUACCACAACAUCUUCUGAAAUUUGGAAGGACAUCACAUCAAGCUGGACUGCGACAAACAUCAAAAUCGAGCGAAAACUGCUGAAA
Molecule: messenger RNA, 1209 nt
Organism: Haemonchus placei
Lineage: Eukaryota; Metazoa; Nematoda; Chromadorea; Rhabditida; Trichostrongylidae
Source: the annotation of a GenBank genome assembly